This is a messenger RNA of Quercus robur (English oak), 928 nucleotides long. Its product is annotated as transcription factor PRE6-like. Lineage: Eukaryota; Viridiplantae; Streptophyta; Magnoliopsida; Fagales; Fagaceae. The record is from RefSeq and is a predicted model, not a curated record. Gene Ontology annotation, biological process: regulation of DNA-templated transcription; regulation of growth. The transcript is spliced from 2 exons. Gene Ontology annotation, molecular function: protein dimerization activity. Bases 428 to 709 code for a protein of 93 amino acids.
GUAUGGCGUAUCUCUCUAUUCCCUUUAUAGCUAGAUCCCUCUCUCUCUCUCUCUCUCGCGUUCACACACUUACACAUGUAACACAAACAUACACAUACACACAAACACACCCACAACCCUAUUUAAUAACAAGCAUAGCCCACCUCUUUCUCCCAUGCACUUGUCCUCUUCACUCCCAACACCACCUCUCUUCUCUAGUUUUUGUUCAUGGUUACUUGCUUCCCUUAUCUCUCUGUCCAUAACUUGUCUCAAACACUCACUUCCUUCUCUCUUUAUAUAUAUAUAUAUCUCCAUCUUAGCUUCUUCCAUACCCAACUAAAUUAGUUUUUCUGAUACAAACUUUCUCUGACAAGAGCUUGAGUUCCACUUCUCUCUCUUUCUCUCUCCUUUGUCUACUAUUUCUUUCUGACACUUCCUCUGAACAACAAUGUCUAGCAGAAGAUCCCGUUCGAGGCAGUCAGGUGUUUCUAGCAAUAUCACUGAUGACCAGAUCACCGAUCUUGUUUCCAAGUUACAACAACUUAUCCCUGAGAUCCGCAAUAGGCGCUCCGACAAGGUAUCAGCAUCCAAAGUAUUGCAAGAGACUUGCAACUAUAUAAGAAGCUUACACAGGGAAGUGGAUGACCUAAGCGACCGUUUGUCCAAUCUUUUGGCUACAACAGACUCUGACAGCGCUCAAGCUGCAAUAAUAAGGAGUUUACUGAUGUAAUAGAGAGUGUUACGUUAUAUAAAUAUAUAUUAUUGUCUUUCUUCUUCUUUCUUUUUCUUUAUCUUCUUCUAUCUAGCUAGGGAUUGGUCACUAGGCCAAGACUAAGGGUUAACAUGGGCUCCAUGUUAUAUCCCUUAGUUUAAAAAAAAAAUGUAGUAGUAAUUAAUCUUAUAUAUAAUAAAAGAACUUCUAGAGUUCUCAAAUUUUGAGUGCUUCAAA